AUGUCAUUCGAGUUACGUUCCGAGCUGAUAGCCCGCUUCCCCAUCGUUCGAUACGUCCCCAUACCUGACGUUGGGUACUAUGAUUUGACAUCUUUCCCCGAACCGUUGGGCGAGUCACCUGUGCAGACUGUUUACCUCGAGGCGCAUAAUGCACGAUGUGACAUUUGUUUGGUGGAUUUUGACCCACCUCCGAGCAAAAGUUUGCAUACCGUCGCCGAGAUCGAGUCUGAUCCUCUUAUACAGCUUCCAUGUUCUCACGUAUUCCAUAAAGGCUGUAUUGGUAACUGGCUUCUUGGAACAUCGCAAUCCACGUGUCCUUCAUGCCGCGCAAACGUCAUUCAAAUGGAACGUAGUGGUAUUCGGAAUUACAGCAAUCGGUCUGUGCCGACAUCCAAAAGCCCCGAAACUCCCAUGAAGCAAUCUAUGGGCAGAUUAUCACCGUCACCAUCCCUAACCAGCCACAAUAGUCAUUCACAUGUGUCGAAACGCCCCACAAUGAUUCCUAUGGAGCAAUCUGCAGGCAGACCGUCACCGUCACCCUCCCAGACCAUCCACAAUAGUCAUUCACAUGACUCAUUGCCGUUCCCACCUGUUUGGCCAACAGCCUCAAGCCAAAGCUCUUUGCGCCCAACUCGGAGAAGGCCGAAGCGCCAAUUUUUUGCCAAAGCAUUUUCAAGUAUUCGUAGACUCUUUCCGUAAAGAGGGCGAAGUGGCUAUGUGUAUAUUAGAAUAGUUCUAGGCAUUCGUAUCAUGUAAUCUUGUAUGUCAUCAUUAGUCUUCAGAUAUCCUCUACUCACCGUACUACAACAUCAUAUUGCUAAACGCGUAUACAUAUACAACCAAAAAAGUUACCUCA
Molecule: messenger RNA, 856 nt
Organism: Suillus fuscotomentosus
Lineage: Eukaryota; Fungi; Basidiomycota; Agaricomycetes; Boletales; Suillaceae
Exons: 4
Coding region: 1-699 (232 amino acids)
Biological process (GO): protein ubiquitination
Molecular function (GO): ubiquitin protein ligase activity
Source: RefSeq, a predicted model, not a curated record